Messenger RNA from Ochlerotatus camptorhynchus, 1239 nucleotides. RefSeq names its product cysteine desulfurase-like. Gene Ontology annotation, cellular component: cytosol; nucleus; mitochondrion. Gene Ontology annotation, biological process: iron-sulfur cluster assembly. The record is from RefSeq and is a predicted model, not a curated record. Gene Ontology annotation, molecular function: cysteine desulfurase activity. The coding region runs from base 1 to 591 and encodes 196 amino acids. The transcript has a single exon. Lineage: Eukaryota; Metazoa; Arthropoda; Insecta; Diptera; Culicidae.
AUGUUUGGGAGCCUCUCGCAUUCAACUCGCAUUCGUCCUCGAGUUCGUGUGGAAGCCAUUCAGAGCGGAGGUGGCCAGGAGCGUGGCAUUCGAAGUGGAACCGUUCCGACUCCACUGGUCGUUGGAUUGGGGGAAGCCUGUGAAAUCGCUAGCCGUGAAAUGGAGUACGAUCACAAAUGGAUGGAGUUCCUCUCGAAACGCCUGAUGGACCAAAUCUUCGCAUCGCUACCGAAAGUCAUCCGCAAUGGCGAUCCAGUUCAUUCUUAUCCCGGAUGUAUCAAUCUGUCGUUUGCAUACGUUGAGGGUGAAUCGCUGUUGAUGGCGCUGAAAGACGUUGCCCUCUCGAGUGGGUCGGCUUGCACUUCGGCUUCGCUGGAACCGUCGUAUGUGCUGCGUGCGAUUGGUGCCGACGAAGAUCUGGCUCACAGCUCGAUUCGCUUUGGCAUCGGACGGUUUACCACCAUCGAGGAAAUCGACUACAUAGCUGAAAAGUGCAUCAAGCACGUGACUCGACUCCGAGAGAUGUCCCCGCUGUGGGAGAUGGUCCAGGAAGGUAUCGACAUCAAGUCGAUCCAGUGGUCGCAGCAUUAGAGCGGACGGGUCGGGGCAUAUUUUAAAGAGAGAUUUGAUUUUGUAUGUUCUGCUGUGUAUGGUUGAAUUCAGUGAGGGUUUUUUUUUUAAUUGUUAAUCAUUGAUUGUGUUAUUAACACAUCCACUUUUGGUAGUAAGUAGGUAUUGAGACGAGAGAAAAAUAAUGUAUAGCUUUGCUACAUAUGCUAUUAGAGACAGCAAUAAAUCUUAGACAGUGAAAUCAUUGUGAGUAUUUCAUCAUUCACUUGGCGAAAAAACUUCCUAUCAGCGAUUGUUUGAAAUAGUAUAAACUUUGUUAGUUCCCGUCAAGGACGGCGUUGUUACGACUACGCUAAAUUCGCAAAUCUGAGGUAUUCGUGGACUGCCAUCUCAGAUUUGCUUUGGCGCGGAUUAGUUCCACUUAGGGUUAAUUCAACUAAGUUUCGAUUCUAAUUAUUUGAAGACUCCAGGAAAAUCUACGUUUAGAAAGACCUUCUAUUAUUUAAUAAAGAAGUAAAGCAGUAAAGUUAUUAAUAGUUGGUUGGGCAAGCUAAAAUAUCAUUUAAAAAAAUGUGUUCAAUGUCGAUAAGCUUUCCGCAAAAUCCGCACUUCAAAAGCUAUAAAACCGCACAAAAUUUGCGACACUUGUAACAGCCCUGCAGUUGGCUU